AUGCUUUCUAAUGACUGUUGCAUAGGAUUCCGACUUUGGGAUUUCCCUCUCAUGUACGUUCAAAAACCAGAAGGACCCUACACCAAUGCAGACACUCUAGAAGCGCGAAUGUUCAAAGAAAGUUUUACCUCCACAGCCUUCUACAAGUCCGAUGUUAGGGAUCAAGAAAAUUACUCGAGUCAUAAUAUUAUGUUUAGAACAGGAAAGAGCAUUGUUUUUUCAAUGAAACGAGAAGAGUUGGGAAUUUAUGUACAAACAUUACCACUUUAUGUCUUUCUAUUUAUUUUAACAUCGACAAAUAUGGAUGGAACUGAUUUACCAUUUGGAUGGAAGCCGGUAUUGAUAGGAAGUGUCAAUAUUCCACUCCAUGAUUUAAAAGUAUUCGAGGAGGUGGAUGCUCCCAAACGACAACUAGUUCAACAAAAGAAAACUCUCAGUGGAACUUUUACAAUGAAGAACGAUCGUGGAUAUGAUGUGGCGGUGAUAGACAUGGACGUUCGAUUAAGGCAAUUGUCACCACAACCUGGCCUAACGUGUAACGAUACCAUGACAAGCAACAUUUCAAAAAUGUUUUCUUUACAACGACCUCUUACAAUGGGUGGACCAAACUCAAAAGUAAUGGAUAUUACAACAAAACUUCAAACAGGAGCAGUCACCAGAAAUCCGCUAUUAACAGUCACAGACAGUAUCUUUCCAUCAGCAAACAACACACUUCACACGAAAGGAAAUUUACAAGCAACUUUACAUGGAAAAGGAAUGACUGGAGAAUUUGGCGCAUUGUCAUCAAUGGUCCAACAAUACAAACACAACCAACAGCAAACUAAAAUGAUGAAAGGUCAAAUUGAGGCCCAACUUGCCUCCAUGACUGCUCAGUUAUCUCAAAUCACGACUCAGCUUAAAGAAAAGUCAAAGAAGUCGAAGAAGUCAAAAGUCCUUUAUACAGACAAAAAAGCCAUCCAAGUGAAAUCAAGUUCUGUAACUAAAAAACCAGAUCCGUCUCGAGAUUACAAAGUAACAUUAGAAGAAGAACUAGCAGAAAGAGUGAUUAAAAAACUUCAACAACAGCGCUAUGAUACGAUCAAAGACGAUGAACGUCAAGGGACAACCUUAUCUGGUGUCAUACCUCAUCUGACAGAUACAAUGACGAACAAGGAGAAUGAAUCAUCUUCUGCUCGAGAAUUAUCCGAAGAUACAACCAAUGAAUAUAUUACGAUACCAUGUGAACUAUAUCGAACGAUUAAGGAAAAUAAUGACCGUUACAACAAUUUACAGCAAAGUUAUCAAAUGAUCAUGGAUGAAUUUAUGGACAAUCCAAGUAAAUUAUUUUCAUCCAUGACCAAGAUCGAUACAAGAGGAAUGUCACUUCGAGAGAAGGAACUAUGGAAGAAUCAAAACAAAUUAAUUAAUCUAUUGAAAGAUAAUUAUGAGGCAAUCAAACUUGAGAAAGACCUUCAUGCGUUGAAAGCUUCAAAACAGCCAGUGAAAGAAGUUUCAACUCCCAUGCAAGUUGAAGAAGUGGAGGAGAGUUUAACAUCUUCAACAAUAACCUCAGCAAGGUCUGAGCGUCAUUCAGCAAAAGACAACAACAAAAAUGGAACUAACCAAAGAUCAUCAAGUCGACAAGCGAGCGCAGAAUCAUUAUUUAGCUCAGGAUCGUCAGCACGAUCUGUACUGACAGAACCAGUGGUGACCAAAGAACUCAAUAAGGUUGUUGUCUCAUCAACGCAAAACCAAGUAACACCAGUUCAAGAGUCUGAUGAUUACUAUUCAUCAACCGCCAAGUUUGACAUGAUCAACGAGGAUGAGAAAGAGGAAAAUCAACAAUCAAGCACUUCAGAUAGUUUUGACAGUGAAGCUUUGAGCAAGCAGAACAAUCAAGAACCUCAAAUCUCAACUUCUUUGCUCGUCGACAACAACACUGCUUCAAUUGCUAUCACGGACGGGUCAUUCGAAGAUUUUGAUGGAGAUUUUGAGACAAGCCAAACGAUGGAAUAUACUGAAAACACAAGCGAGACUUUACAACCAACAAAGAUACCAAGUGACACUUUAAGAUCAGAUCACGAUUUUGCAGUGGUACAAGUUCAAAAUAACGGGGAGAAACCUUCCAAUACGUCUAUUCAGGAAGAGGAUUUUGAAGAUUUCAAAGAUGAUGAAUUUGAUCAUCACGAGCAGCAACAAGUGGUUAUUGAAGAGGAAGAAGAUGAAGAUGUUACAUAUGAAGAUCAGCAAGAAGGUCAUCAAGAGCCUUCAGAAGAGAACGAAUUUGUCCACUCAAUUGAUUACUCUGGCAUUGAGGAAAGAACUGAGGAAGAGGAUAGAAUUUAA
Molecule: messenger RNA, 2325 nt
Organism: Naegleria lovaniensis
Lineage: Eukaryota; Heterolobosea; Eutetramitea; Acrasida; Naegleriidae
Exons: 2
Coding region: 1-2325 (774 amino acids)
Source: RefSeq, a predicted model, not a curated record